Trypanosoma rangeli is the source of this 321-nucleotide messenger RNA. RefSeq lists its product as uncharacterized. The transcript has a single exon. Bases 1 to 321 code for a protein of 106 amino acids. Gene Ontology annotation, molecular function: DNA binding; structural constituent of chromatin. The record is from RefSeq and is a predicted model, not a curated record. NCBI's taxonomy places the organism in Eukaryota, Euglenozoa, Kinetoplastea, Trypanosomatida, Trypanosomatidae. Gene Ontology annotation, biological process: nucleosome assembly. Gene Ontology annotation, cellular component: nucleosome.
AUGUCCAACGAUGCUGCUGCUGUGGCUGUUGCUUCGCCCGUGAAGAAGGCCUCACCCCGGAAGGCUUCCCCGAAGAAGUCGGCUGCGAAGAAGACCGUUAAGAGGACUGCUCCAAGGAAGGUGACCAAGAAGCCAGCCACCAAGAAGCCAGCUACCAAGAAUCCAGCCACCAAGAAGCCAGCUACCAAGAAGCCAGCUACCAAGAAGCCAUCUGCAAAGAAACCGGCCACCAAGAAGGCGGCGGCGAAGAAGCCCGUGGCGAAGAAGGCGGCCAGGAAGGCUCCCAGGAAGGCAGUGAAGAAGGCGCCAAAGAAGAAGUAG